CAAAAUGAAGGGUCCAGAGUGAAGCAUUUUGCCUUCUUCCUUGACGAUAAGUUUCUGCUUGAAGACCCAUAAACAAGCCUACGAGAGAGCAGAAGAAAUGUCUCUGAUUUUGCCGUUCUCUACUUCCCGGAUCGUUGCUCUACCUGGCUCCAUCUCUUCUUCAUCAUCCUCCGGGACCCGUAAUCUUGCACCGCCAAGGGUAACCAAUGGUGGGUUGGUGAUAGAAUGCUCUUCAAGGCCAAGGAAGAAGGCGACCUCCCAUCACAUGAAGACAAGGCCACGCAAGUCGCAGCCAUGGGACAUUAAGCGCAAACCCACCGUAUACGCGCCUCUACCCCCGCUCCCGCCUGACUGGACUCUGGUUCCCAGCGGUGCCAGCGAUUCUGCAGAUGCCGCGGAGCCUGGUUCUGCUCCACCGGCGCAGGUUACAAGUGGGUAGUUUCUUGUUUGUUGUAAUGUCAAUUGCCGUUCCUUUUUAAGAUUCUGUGAUUGAUAGUCUAAUUAUGGGUUUUAUGUUUAAAUGACGAAUGACAUGUCUUGUAGUUGUACUCUGAGAUGGAGCUUAAAUUCGAUCAAUUGAGAAUACUGGUUCUGCCCACUACCUGUUUGAUUUUU
Molecule: messenger RNA, 615 nt
Organism: Rubroshorea leprosula
Lineage: Eukaryota; Viridiplantae; Streptophyta; Magnoliopsida; Malvales; Dipterocarpaceae
Source: the annotation of a GenBank genome assembly